GGAGAGGUAUGGAAACCCAUUCAUUAUUCAGCGUGCUUUUCGAGAGAGACUCAUGAGAUGGCCCAAGGUGGGAGUAAACGAUCCAUUUUCCUUGAGAGAGUUCAGUGAUUUCUUGCAAGGUUGUGUUGAAGCUAUUCCACAAGUCAAAGGUUUGUCCAUCUUGAAUGAUUGUGAGGAAAAUUACAAGUUGCUUAAGAAGUUACCAGAAUGGAUUGUCCGUAAAUGGAACAGAAUUGUUGUUGAAGAGUUGGAUAUGACAGGAGACUAUCCAAGUUUUAAGCAAUUUGCUGAAUUCUUGAAGAAGGAAUCAAAGAUAGCUUGCAACCCUUUCACUUCUCCACUGCUAGCCAGUUCAAAGGUUCCAGAUGAAAAGUAUCUGAAAAGAGCAAAAGCUUUCAAUAUUAAGGCUCAAGUAAAAGAUUCAAGACCAGAAUUCAAGGUAACAUCACCAUGUUCGGUGUGUAAGAGUGAAAUGCAUAGUAUCGUCAAAUGUCCUAUCUUUGCAGAGAAGCCUAUGGAUGAUAAAAGAUCUUUCAUUCGUGAAAAUCACAUGUGUUUUGGAUGCUUGAGAAGAGGGCAUAUUUUUAGGCACUGUAGGAGACGGCAUAUUUGUGGAACAUGUGGACUGCGUCAUCCAACUUGUCUACAUGAAGAUAAAAGCAAAUAUUCAGAGGUAUCCCAAGCAGAUAUUACAGCAGAAGCAUAUACAAGUCAAGAAGGCCAAAGGGCAAUGUCUUAUGCAGUAACACAACAUGUCUCUGCUACUUCUAGUAUUGUUCCAGUGUUUAUCUCCACAGUAGAAGAGCCACAAAAUGAGAUCCUUACCUAUGCCUUACUCGAUACACAAAGUGACACAAGCUUUAUUUUGAAGGAUUUUAUUGAUGAGCUGCAAGUGAGCAGUCAAGCGGUGAAGCUGAAACUCAGUACUAUGACAACUACAGACACGAUUACUUCAAGUAACAAGGUUAGUGGUCUGCGAAUCCGAGGACUUCAAGGUGGGAAAUGUAUCCAAAUACCUCAAGUGUAUACGUGUGAUUUCAUUCCUGUGGAUAAAGCUCACAUUCCAACGAAGAAAACUGCAUUAUGCUGGUCUCAUCUUAAGCACAUAGCCAAUGAAAUGCCACCACUUCAGAGUUGUGAUAUAGGACUAUUGAUUGGAUAUGACUGCCCUUCAGCGUUGGCUCCCCUAGAGGUCAUAAUUGGUAAGGAAAAUGAGCCUUUUGCACAGAAAACUGCUCUGGGCUGGAGCAUUAUCGGUCUUUGUAAUCCCCACUUGGACAGACAAGGAAGUCAAAGUUUUGUUCAUCGAGUGUCUGUGAAAGAAAUGAGAGUUCCAACAGCUAAUGAUGUCUUGAAAGUUUUGGAGUGUGACUUUAAUGAGAAAAGUUAUGAAGACAAAUAUGUGUCACAGGAAGAUGUCCGCUUUAUUCGUUAUCUCAGUGAUAACAUCAAGCAUAAAGAAGAUGGACAUUUUCAGUUACCUCUUCCUUUCAAGAGCAGCAAUCCACCUUCACUCCCUAACAACAAGAGGCUGGCUUUAUUACGUCUGCAGCAUUUAGGUAAGAAGUUAAGGUCAAAUCAACAGUACCAUGAGAAUUACAAGAUUUUUAUGGAAGAAAUGCUCAACAAGGGAGAUGCAGAGAUUGCUCCAGUAAUACCUGAUAAAGAAACAGCUUGGUAUAUACCACAUCAUGGAGUUUACCACCCUCACAAGCCAGACAAGUUAAGAGUAGUAUUUGAUUGCUCAUCAAAAUUCUGUGGCAUAUCUCUUAACGAUACUCUUCUUACUGGUCCAGAUUUGAUUAAUUCUCUGGUGGGAGUACUUUGUAGAUUCAGGAAGGAAGCCGUUGCUGUGACAUGUGACAUCGAAAAGAUGUUUCAUCAAUUUCAUGUCCCCCCUGAAGAGAGAGAUUAUUUAAGAUUCCUAUGGUGGAAGAAUGGGGAUUUGAAAGAAGAGCCCAUUGAAUAUAGAAUGACUGUGCAUCUUUUUGGUGCAGCUUCAUCUCCUGGGUGUGCGAACUUUGGCCUGAAGUAUCUCGCAGAGAAGUACAAAUCUGAGUAUUCUGAAGCCUCUUCAUUUGUGAAUAAUAACUUUUAUGUGGAUGAUGGCUUAAUUUCAGUUCCAUCUAUACAGGAAGCUAAAGAUUUGAUUGCAGAAGCUAAAACCCUGUGCAAGCUUGGAGGGUUACGUCUCCAUAAGUUUAACUCAAAUGAGAAAGAAGUCUUGCGCUGUGUGGAUUCGUCAGAGUGGGCGGUUUCUUCUAAGCCACUAAAUUUGACUCCUGAAUCGUCUGGGCAUGUUCUUGGCAUACAGUGGUCUACAAAGGAUGACACAUUCAGUUUCAACACUCAACUUAAAGAUCAGCCUGCAACACGUCGAGGUAUCUUGUCAAUUGUAUCUUCCUUAUACGAUCCCAUUGGAUUUGUUGCUCCUUUCCUUUUGAAGGGAAAGUGCAUUUUGCAGGAGCUCUGUCAGAGAAAUAUGGAAUGGGACGAUUCUCUCCCUGAUGACUUAAUUCCACGGUGGGAGGAGUGGAAAAAUAGUCUCCAGGACUUGAAAGAUUUUACUGUUCCAAGAUGUUACUAUCCUUCGUCCUUUAGUAAGAUUGUGUUGACAGAGUUGCAUCAUUUCUCAGAUGCAAGCAACCUUGGUUAUGGUGCAUGUUCCUACUUAAGAGUCAAGAGUGACAAAAAUGAAGUGCAUUGUUGCCUAGUAAUGGCCAAGGCUCGAGUGGCACCUAUAAAAAUCAAGAGUAUUCCAAGACUGGAAUUGGCUGCUGCGGUGGUUUCUGCUAGACUGAGUGUUUUGCUAAAAGCUGAACUGCAAAUGAUGAUCGAUCAAGAGUUCUUUUGGUCCGAUUCCCAAGUUGUUCUUGCAUAUCUCAACAAUGAAGCAAGAAGGUUUCACGUGUUUGUCGCUAAUCGUGUUCAAUUGAUCAAGGAAAUUACAAAUACAAGCCAGUGGUAUCAUGUCAACACAUCUCAAAAUCCUGCUGACCAUGCCUCUAGAGGUUUACUCAUUUCAGAGUUGAGAUCUACUAACUGGAUGACUGGACCUACAUUUUUAUGGGACCAAGAAGUGUGUCCAGCUCCAAACACUUCAACUAAAUUACUAGUAGGAGAUCCUGAAGUCAAACUUGUACAGGUACGGCUGACUAAAAGUAGUGAUACUGCUAACUUCCUUGAUCGAUUUGGCCACUUCUCUUCCCUGAGAACUCUAAUCAAUGUUGUUGCUCGAAUAAAAAGGCUAGCAUUAAGGAAGAAAUGUCUUAAGGAUAUUGUCACCGUUGAAGAACGCAAGUGUGCAUUACAGGCUGUGAUUAAGCUUAUUCAAGAACGAGCCUUCUCCCAAGAAAUCCAAACAAUCCAAGGAGGUAAGGCUCUUCAGAAGUCCAGUUCACUUUUCCACCUGGAUCCCAUCUUGAAAAAUGGUCUUCGUGUUGGAGGAAGGUUGAAAGGAUCAUCUCUUAGCGAAGAGGUUAAACAUCCAUUAAUUUUGCCCAAAGAGAGCCACAUUACCAACCUUAUUCUAAAACACUAUCACAGCAAAAUUUGCCAUCAAGGAAGGUCCCAAACGCUUAUGGAACUCAGGACACAUGGAUUUUGGAUUAUUGGUGGCAGUAAGUCGGUUGCUAAGUUAAUCUACAAUUGCGUUCAAUGUCGGAAACUCAGGCGACCAGUGGAGGAACAACAAAUGGCAGAACUUCCAAAAGAACGUACUGAAGCCUCUUCCCCGUUCUGCUACACGGGUAUGGAUUGUUUUGGUCCAUUUAUUAUAAAAAAGGGACGAAAGGAGUACAAAAGGUACGGCCUUCUUUUCACUUGCCUUUCAUCACGAGCAGUCCACAUUGAAAUGCUUGAAGACCUAUCAACAGACAUGUUCAUUAAUGCUUUGAGAUGUUUCAUAAGUCUGCGAGGAGCUGUUCGUCAACUUUAUUGCGACUGUGGUACAAACUUUGUAGGAGCUAGAAAUGAAUUCAAACAGGCUCUUAAGGAAUGCGAUGUCAAAACACUGGAGAGAUAUCUUGCGGAAAAUCAGUGUGAGUUUAUCUUUAAUGCUGCCUCAGCUAGUCACUCAGGAGGUGUCUGGGAACGCCAAAUUAGGAUUGUG
Molecule: messenger RNA, 4111 nt
Organism: Danio rerio (zebrafish)
Lineage: Eukaryota; Metazoa; Chordata; Actinopteri; Cypriniformes; Danionidae
Source: RefSeq, a predicted model, not a curated record